Lates calcarifer (barramundi perch) is the source of this 4501-nucleotide messenger RNA. It is a transcript of the gene ptpn21, whose product is annotated as protein tyrosine phosphatase non-receptor type 21. NCBI's taxonomy places the organism in Eukaryota, Metazoa, Chordata, Actinopteri, Centropomidae. Gene Ontology annotation, molecular function: protein tyrosine phosphatase activity. Gene Ontology annotation, biological process: protein dephosphorylation. The coding region runs from base 343 to 4101 and encodes 1252 amino acids. The transcript has 20 exons. Gene Ontology annotation, cellular component: cytoskeleton. The record is from RefSeq and is a predicted model, not a curated record.
UGCUCUUCCAAUCCCAGGAAGCGAAACACGCUUGGAACUUGAGUGAACUAUCGGACCAAGAGGCAUGGGGUGCAACGUUGAUUUUGAUCCAGAAACUAACUGCAGACAAAUUAAUUGUCUCUAAUUUCGAGCAUUAUCCCCAAAGUAGCGAUCCGUUGACCCUGAUGGCGGAAUCCCUCAGGACUGAAUCUUCGUUUGACUACUAAUUUGCAUCUGGUGGCUAACGAUCUGAUUGCUGAUAAUGAACCUCAUGAAGCUCAGUCACAAAAGUUUGGAGAGGACAGCGAGGAGGAUAAGUUCUCAGGACUAAGUGAAGACCUCCCUCCUGAAGAAGUGUGAAACAUGCCCUUGCCAUUUGGCUUAAAACUUAAAAGGACUAGACGGUAUACUGUUUCAAGCAAGAGCUGUCUUGUCACACGGAUUCAGCAGCUCAAUGGAGAGUUUGUUGAGUUUACACUUUCAGUGGAGAGCACUGGGCAGGAAUGUUUGGAGGCAGUUGCCCAGAGACUCGAGUUAAGAGAGAUAACGUACUUCAGUCUGUGGUACUUCAACAAGCAGAACCAACAGAGAUGGAUUGACUUGGAGAAGCCACUGAAAAAGCAGCUGGACAAGUAUGGGCUGGAGCCCACCGUUUACUUUGGAGUCGUGUUUUACAUACCCAGUGUCACCCAACUGCAACAGGAGAUCACAAGAUAUCAGUAUUACCUUCAGCUAAAGAAGGAUGUUCUGGAUGGCAGGAUCUCAUGCUCGCUUGAACAAGCUAUACGUUUAGCUAGCCUGGCGGUGCAAGCUGACUUUGGGGACUUCAAUCGAUAUGAUUCCCAGGAGUUCCUACAGAAGUUUGUGCUAUUCCCUAUUGACUGGAUUCAGGAUGAGCGAGUGCUGGAAGAGGCCACUCAAAAAGUGGCUCUGCUUUAUCAGUCCUUCAGGGGUUUGUCAGCCCCAGAGGCAGAGAUGCUGUACAUGCAGGAAGUGGAGAAAAUGGAGGGCUAUGGCCAAGAAAGCUUUCAGGCCAAGGACAGUACAGGCACAGAUGUUACCCUUGGAUCCUGCCUGGACGGCAUCUUUGUCAAGAACAAAAACGGAAGGCUUCUUUUUUUACACAGGUGGAAUGAAAUUAACAACAUGAGUCACAACAGGUCCUUCUUUGCCCUGGAGCUAGCCAACAGAGAGGAGAGUGUUCAGUUCCAGACUGAAGACAUGGAAACCUCCAAAUAUGUGUGCCGGAUGUGUCUGGCCAGACUCAAGUUUUAUAAGAUCAACAAGAGUAGCCUCCUCACUUCUAUCCUCCUCUCCUCCUCUCUCUUCAGAGAGGAGUGUGACCCCCUGCCUUCUGAGGGCUCCCAGAAGUCCCUUCUCACUCUAUCCUUUCCUCGCUUUCCAAUGCUCUCUCGUCCCUCUCUGCCUUCUAAUAAGGGCCAAACCCAGCCCGCAGUUGUAAACCCAGUCAGACGGAGAUCCUCGACUAGAAUAUCUCUGCCAAAGCCUCAGGCCUACAUGAUGCCCCCUCCUCAAAUGCACUACAAUGGCCAUUUCACAGAGCCUUACACAUCAUCACAGGACAACUUGUACAUGAACAGUCAGAACGGUUAUUACUACCACUCUCAGACCAGCCUGGACUGCCCUCCUAUGGAAUACAGCAGCGGAGGGCGUUUACGUAACGGCAGCGUCUACAGCGCCCAUAGCACCAGCUCUCUAACCAAUCCUCAACACUACCUUCAACCUUCACCCAUGUCCUCCAAUCCCUCUAUCACAAGUGAUAUUACCAGGCCAGACUACGUCCCCUCGCAUCGCCACAGCGCUCUCAUCCCACCUUCCUAUCGCGCUACUCCCGAUUAUGAGACAGUGAUGCGACAGAAAAACCGAGGAGCGGGAGGAGGGAUGGUUUUGUCUCAAGAACACCGGCAGAGCCACUCCAUGAGGAACCUAAACAUUGGAAACUCGUACGCCUACAGCAGACCAGACCCUCUAGUUUACAGCCAGCCAGAGAUCAGAGGGGAGCAUGGCGGAGCGGCCCAACACCACCACUAUCCUUUCCAUCUGGGCUCAAGCUUUCACAGCCCCUCUCCAUACCCCUAUCCAACAGAGAGGAGGCCCGUAGUGGGAGCGGUUAGUGUCCCUGAGCUCACUAAUGUCCAGUUACAACAAGCCCAGGAGUAUCCAGCUCCUAACAUCAUGAGAACACAAGUGUACCGACCACCUCCGCCCUACCCGUACGCCCAUCCACGGCCUGCAAACAGCACACCUGACCUGUCACGUCACCUGUAUGUCAGCAGUAGCAACCCAGACCUCAUCAUCACGAGGCGUGUGCACCACUCUGUCCAGACUUUCCAAGAGGACAGUCUGCCUGUGGCUCACUCUCUACAGGAGGUGUCUGAGCCUCUUUUCAGCGGACCCCCACACAGACACCCACACUACGCUCAGAAGCGUAACUCCAUUGAGAUUGCUGGAUUGGCUCAUAGUCUCGAAGGGAUGAGGGUCAAAGAGCGGACUGUGUCUUCUUCAGCAGCUGAAACUGCUACACCCCCUCCAGUCUUGCGUGGCGGUCGCUCCCAGGGCUCACAGCUCAACGUCUUCCUGGAACGUACAAAGGCAGAGGACAGGGGCGACAUUAAGGAGGAUGUGCAGUACGGACACAAAAAGUCCCUCUCAGAUGCAACCAUGCUGGUUCACAGUAGUGGUGAGGAAGAGGAGUUUGAGGACGACAGUGGACGUCACACUCCACUUUCUCAGGACGCAAUGGCAGCCAUUGUUCCUGAACAGGCAUCCCAGCAGCAUCACAGUCUAUCAUCUCUCUCUUCUCUGCCGCCUCAGCAACAGACUCCCAUAGAGCCGCCGCCUGCAUAUCCCAUAGGUUCCUCCCUUGACCCCUCUAUAACGGGCUCCUUGACUUACAAGGUUCACCCCCUGAUCCAGGAGGGUGAGCCUCUGUACCUGCUGUCAGAUUUCCGACAGCCCAGGAUUAUGCCCUCUGUCUCAGAGGGAGACCUGAGUGGCCAGGGCAAGCAGAGGACUAAAACAGACUGCAAGAAGAGGCCUGUGUCUGAUGUUCCUCCUGGCAAGAAAACAGUGGAAGGUUUGCCCCCUCCGGGCAUGAAGAAAGGAGCGAGGUCAGAGGUGAAGAAGAUGGGCCCUCUGAAGGUGGCCAAGCUCAACGGCCUGUCAGUGUCCAGGCAGCCAAUGCAUGACGAGAUCAAGGAUGAGCCUGAAAGAGCCUCUAAUGACGAGAGGUGUAAAGUGCUGGAGCAGCACAUGGACAGGGGCGAGUUGUUAAAGGAGUACGAGAAAAUCCCAAAGCGUCCAGGAGGGGAGUACACCAUCGCCCAGCUGCCAGAGAGCGGAGACAAAAACCGCUUCCAAGACGUCCUGCCUUAUGACAGCAACAGAGUGGAGCUGGUUCCCACUAAAGAGAACAACACAGGCUACAUCAACGCAUCGCAUAUCAGAAUAACAGUCGCCGGGCAGGAGUGGAGCUACAUCGCAACGCAGGGUCCCAUGUCGAACACGUGUCAGGACUUCUGGCAGAUGGUGUGGGAGCAGGGAGUCUCCAUCAUCGCCAUGGUCACAGCUGAAGAGGAGAGCGGCCGAGAAAAGAGCUUCCGGUACUGGCCGCGACUUGGCUCACGCCACAACACGGUGACGUACGGCCGCUUCAAAAUCACCACCCGGUUCCGCACCGAGUCCGGCUGCUACGCCACCACAGGGCUUAAGAUCAAACACCUCCUGACGGGCCAGGAGAGGACUGUCUGGCACCUGCAGUACACAGACUGGCCUGAUCAUGGCUGUCCUGAGGACUUCAAAGGCUUCCUCACCUACCUAGAGGAGAUCCAGUCUGUGAGGAGACACACAAACAGCAUCAGUGACCCAAAGAACACCAACCUACCUGUACUGGUCCACUGCAGUGCCGGAGUGGGACGGACUGGAGUGGUCAUCCUAUCUGAGAUCAUGAUAGCCUGUCUAGAGCACAAUGAGCCACUAAAUGUCCCAGAGGUCCUGCUGAAGCUACGCACUCAGAGGAUGAUGAUGGUUCAGACUUUGUCUCAGUACAACUUCAUCUACAAGGUCCUCAUCCAGUACCUCCGCAACUCCAGGCUGAUCUGAGCACAGGUGUCUGUCCAGCCUCCAUCAACACUGUCACACUGUCACACUGUCAGCACAGAUGAUUUCAGGGUGGAAUUUGCUCCAGGUUUAUGCCAAACUGCACUGUGAUGAUGCAGCUGUAUAAAUCAGUUUAAAUGUAGCGGCCUGUGUGUGGUGGACCCUGUUUUGGCCAAGUAUUAAAUUGGACAGGGCUGAUGGAAUGAUGUGUGGAUUUAUGAAAAAAAAAGAAGAAAAAGACACAAUGCCACAUGAAGGAGCAUAAAGACUUAUAACCUGCCUCUAAACAGUAUUAUGUUAUUUUUACAUACAUUUUUGCUUAAUAAAGCCCAGCACUUUUACAGUACUUUGCUGUACAUAUUGAACCAAUGUUAAGCUGCAUUAAAAAAAAAUCUUUAUUAUA